Messenger RNA from Exophiala xenobiotica, 2622 nucleotides. RefSeq lists its product as uncharacterized. Gene Ontology annotation, molecular function: glycerol channel activity; water channel activity. Lineage: Eukaryota; Fungi; Ascomycota; Eurotiomycetes; Chaetothyriales; Herpotrichiellaceae. The transcript is spliced from 4 exons. The coding region runs from base 1166 to 2317 and encodes 383 amino acids. Gene Ontology annotation, cellular component: plasma membrane. The record is from RefSeq and is a predicted model, not a curated record. Gene Ontology annotation, biological process: water transport; glycerol transmembrane transport.
CUUACCUCAGGUUCAAUUUGUGGAAGAAAGAAUCGCUGAAGAUGAUGAAUAUCACUCAUGCAGCUUCUGGGAAGCAGAUAUUCCUGGCCGUGACAGUACGAGGGACCAAGACGUGGGCAGCAACUCUGCCGAGUCUUCUGCCAAAAACUGAAUUCCCACCCUACAUACGAGUACACGCAACGUACUCCGGUCUUACAGGUUAGCAUUCUCUUCAUCUCUGCUUUACGACUAUCUUGGACUACCUAUCUGUCUUCAAGGAUAUCAACGACAGAUCCAAGCUGUCGGGUUACCAUCAACGCGAGUACCGAAAAGACCUUCCUGCCAUGGAGUCGAUCAUUUCCACAGCUCUCAACGCUCAACGCAACGACCUCUCGGCUCUUUCCAACGUCUCGACUUCUCCAGCUUACUGACGAUCUUCCAUUGCGCGAUGUUGCCUCAAGUCCUCGAUGCCUCGUAUCUCCCAGUCCAUGACGUCUGGGAUGCCCAAUCAGACAUGUUCAAUCCUGGGCGGCGCCUUCGGAUAGCCUCAUGGCCCCCGCUCGAGCAUGGGUAGAGGUGCCACUGACGUCGAUUGCACCCAUCUUCGAUCUCUUUCACACAUUUCCACCACUACAAUUCACCAUCGAGCGACCAUCCCAAAACAAUGGGCAAAGUUCGCGACCAGUGGCACGUCUUACCAACGCCUAUGGAGGCAGUUUCCCCGCGCUUUACUUCGUAACAGACGCUUCUAAUCAUGGCCGACACCGAUAAUCAUCACAAGCCUUCCCAGCGGCCUCUCCAGUGGACAUCACCACCAAGACCACCUCGGCUGUGGCGUGAUUGGCGAGAUACUGCAUUCGGUGCGCUGGUGGAGAAGUCAUACAUAAGUAUGGACUUUUUCCCUCGAAAACCUCCACUCUUCGCAUCGAGCGGGCCAAGCUCUUUCUUGUCAUCUGACGGGACGGCCUAAAACGUGCGGAAUCGAUAGCAAAAGUAGGUGGCUGAUAGCGGGAGAUACAGUACAAGACCUUUUUUGCCCCAUUUACAUGUACAUUUCGCAUAGUCUCUCAUCCCGCCUCCCAUCUUUAUUCUCAGGUCUACACCUCAUACCUCAUACCUAAUACUCCAUCCACUCGUCCAACUCGUCCUAUACCAACUGUAUACCCUGCCUCGCUCUCAGCUCAACAUGGAUUACCACGAUAAAUCCAAACAUCAUCCCGAACAAAUCCCAACUAUCCGCGCCCAAGACUCGUCAUCCUCUUCACAACCCGCCUCCGACGAAGUCACCUACAUGCACCGCGAGCAUGAACAUCAGAACCAGCGCCGAAUGGACCCCAACCCCAAUCCUUACCCUUACCAUGCAGAACACGGCCCGCCCAUCGACAACGCGCUAAAAUACGCAGAGGCCGAAGAGGAUUUCCAACACCACAAGACGCUCUGGUGGUCUCGCGUGCGGCACCACCUCCGUGACCCCUUCGCCGAGUUUCUGGGGACUUUCAUCAUGAUCCUCUUCGGCGACGGCAGCGUCGCGCAAGUCCAACUUUCGGCCAACCCGAAUCUACCCAAAAGCAGCCAGAACAAGGGCGAAUAUCAAAGUAUUUCAUGGGGCUGGGGCAUCGGAGUCAUGCUGGGCGUAUACGUCGCAGGCUGCGCAGGAGGCCAUCUCAACCCGGCCAUUACAUUCGUAAACUGCCUCUUCCGCAAAUUCCCCUGGUGGAAAUUCCCCAUCUACGCCUGCGCGCAGGUCGCCGGCUGCUUCUGCGGCGCCGCCGUCAUCUACGGCAACUACAAAUCCGCCAUCGACGUGUACGAAGGCGGCAGCCACUUGCGCACCGUGCCCGGGUACAGCGACACCGCGACGGCCGGCGUCUUCUGCACCUACCCGCAACCCUUCCUGACCAAGACGGGCCAGUUCUUCAGCGAAAUCGUCUCGAGCACGGUUCUUGUGUUUGUCAUUUUCGCGCUUAAGGACGACGCGAAUCUCGGCGCCGGCAACAUGGUCCCUCUGGGGCUGUUCUUCUUGAUCUUCGGCAUCGGCGCCACGCUCGGCUGGGAAACCGGCUACGCGAUUAAUCUGGCCCGAGAUUUCGGACCGAGAUUGUUCACCUAUUUCGUCGGUUAUGGAAAUGAGGUGUGGAGUGCCGGAGGUUAUUACUUUUGGAUUCCCAUGAUUGCGCCCUUUAUUGGAUGCACGUUCGGAGGAUUCUUGUACGACACUUUCAUAUACACGGGUGAAUCACCCAUGAACACACCCUGGAUGGGACUCAAAAGAGUCGUUCACCCGACCAAGAAGGGCAUCAAGGAGGCCAUUACCGGUGUGCCUGAGAAAGAGGUUUGAUUGGAAAAUGCGGGAGCUGAGCGCCCACAUUCUGACGCACGUCGAAGGGAUUUAUAAUGUAUUUGAUAUUUUUCUGCCUUGGGCCGACGCCAGGGGCAUGUACAAACAGAGUUUUUCAGCAAGCCGAGCGCUUUGUUUCCCGCUCUUGGGUAUCAGGUAAAUGUGGACGAACGCAUAUACGAGCCAUGAAACUUCAUCCGACGACAAGAAAGUCAGUUUUGAUGAUGGUGUUUUUUGGGUACAAUCCUCUCGCGGCGCAAUGUGCUGUAUCGCGAAUUCGGAGACGAGGAGAUAUACAAUCAAAA